GCAGAGAAUCAUAAUCAACCUCCCACGUCCCACAUUCACGGCUCGUCUACUUCUGUAGAGUCACACACAUGGCUUUCGAAGAUCUUGCCUGCAGGCACAAUUGAAAGCGUCGAGAACAAGUUCCACCUGGGCAACUAUGUCCUUGACCGCCAGACAGGAGAGAAAACAUGGGAGGCAAUGAGCAUCUAUGUGAGGGUCGGAAUGCAUCUUCUGUAUUAUGGAUCAGCACAGGAGAAUGCUUUGCAUUGGAAGCGGACGCUGCAAUUAUUACAGAGCCAAAGCGAGAAAAUGGGAAUGGAAUACGAUUCUCCAGAGAGUACGCAGCAUAUCAACCCUUUCAUCCAAUCUUUCCAACUUGAACCUACGCUCUUCGAAAUGGUCGAACCAGAUCCAAACGCAUACCCCACAUUCAAUGCCUUCUUCGCACGCGAGAUCAAGGAAUCUGCUCGCCCGAUCGCAGAACCGGAGAACGACCUUGUAACUUCUUCGCCUGCCGAUUGUCGUCUAACAGCAUUUCCCAGCGUUGAUUUGGCUACAAAAUACUGGAUCAAGGGAUAUGGCUUCACUCUCGAGCGUCUUCUUGGGAGUCCUGAACUUGCGGCACAGUUUAAUGGAGGCUCCCUCGUUAUUGCUCGACUUGCACCGCAAGAUUAUCACAGAUGGCAUGCACCAGUUUCGGGAACUGUUCGUGGAAUUAAGGACAUACCAGGAGCCUACUACACAGUCAAUCCUCAAGCUAUCAACGAACCAGGAACAUUGGACGUGUUUUGCGAGAACAAGCGCUCGGUCAUGACUCUCGAGCGAUCUGCGACUGGUUCACCUAUUGCGAUUGUGGCUGUAGGAGCGAUGCUGGUUGGUAGCAUCAAGUACGUGGGAGGAGUUGAUACCUUAGGAACCCAAGUAAGAAGAGGCCAAUGUUUGGGUGCUUUCUACUAUGGAGGAAGCACAGUCAUUGUUGUCUAUCCUCCAGGAGAGGUGGCGCUGGAUGAAGACUUGGUAAAGAACUCUACUGGGCAUAACAUGGAGACAUACAUGAAGGUUGGA
This is a messenger RNA of Hyaloscypha bicolor E, 1044 nucleotides long. RefSeq lists its product as uncharacterized. Gene Ontology annotation, molecular function: phosphatidylserine decarboxylase activity. The record is from RefSeq and is a predicted model, not a curated record. Gene Ontology annotation, biological process: phospholipid biosynthetic process. The annotation marks the transcript as partial. The transcript has a single exon. Lineage: Eukaryota; Fungi; Ascomycota; Leotiomycetes; Helotiales; Hyaloscyphaceae.